UUAACUCCAGGUUUUUGAUUGGAGCAUUCGAAAUGCAAUCGUUGUAUGGUAAAUUUCGGCUGGUCGCGAAACAAACCAUCAACUCGCUGAAAAAUAUUGAGCUGAGCAAAGUCGCGUCUGUUGAAUCGAGAUAUUCGGGAUGCUCGAUGAAUCGGUGUUUGGGUUUCAAUUCUGAGCGGUCAUCAUUUCUUUUGAAUAAACAAUUUGGCGCUAAAGUUGUCAAACCAGCAUCCUCUGAAAGUUGUAGUAUAGCUUCAAUGUUGCCAUCUUACAGAGUCCUAAGCUCUGGAAGUCAGUCAGCUUCUUCAGCAUUCAAGUUUCCAACUAGGAAUUUUUCAACUUCGGGAUCUACUCCUGAGAAUGUUUCUGCUGCUUUUGAACUGCCUCCACGCAUUAAGUUUAAGAGGCUCGAUAAAACUGCAAGACAUAUAAUGCAGAUAAUUGAUAAAGAAGUAGUUGAGGAAGUUAAAUCAAGCAGAGAGAUACCAGAGAUCAAGCCUGGUUACAUCAUCCAGCUGAAAGUGGUAGUACCAGAGAAUAAGAGGCGUGUUUCAAUUAUAAAAGGCAUUGUUAUAGCUAUGUACAAUGCUGGUUUAAAUACUACUUUCAGAAUUAGAAGGCUUGUAGGAGGUGUUGGUAUUGAAAAUCUCUUCCCUCUGUAUUCUCCAAACAUAAAGGAGAUAACAGUGUUGGACAAGAAGAGAGUGAGGAGGGCCAAGCUUUAUUAUCUUAGAGAUAGAAUGAAUCCACUUAGGAAGAAUUAAAGAUGAGGAUUAUGGAAUCACCUCCAACAUUAGUGCCAAACUUGUGUAGUUGUCAUUCAUUAUCUUGAGUGUUUCAACAUGAUCUUUCAUACAUUUCCGAUUUUGCACAUAAACUUAAAAUUCUACCUUUAAAUACACGAAAUUUGAUUUCUUUUUUA
Molecule: messenger RNA, 922 nt
Organism: Salvia miltiorrhiza (redroot sage)
Lineage: Eukaryota; Viridiplantae; Streptophyta; Magnoliopsida; Lamiales; Lamiaceae
Product: 50S ribosomal protein L19, chloroplastic-like
Exons: 5
Coding region: 33-764 (243 amino acids)
Biological process (GO): translation
Cellular component (GO): ribosome
Molecular function (GO): structural constituent of ribosome
Source: RefSeq, a predicted model, not a curated record